Molecule: messenger RNA, 216 nt
Organism: Pseudozyma hubeiensis SY62
Lineage: Eukaryota; Fungi; Basidiomycota; Ustilaginomycetes; Ustilaginales; Ustilaginaceae
Exons: 2
Coding region: 1-216 (71 amino acids)
Source: RefSeq, a predicted model, not a curated record
AUGGAUUUGGUGCGGCUGAAUGGAGCCUUUGAGAGGGUCCGACUGUCUGCGAGACGUGGCUGCCGACGGUCGAGGUCAACUUGCCAUUCGAAAGAGUUGGCAAGCUCUGGGGCACGAGCGCACAAGCGAAAGGAGCACCCGAACGCCGCGUCUUUCCGUCUAAAACGGCCUCUGCUCAUUCGCCUUGUCAGCGUGGAUCCUGCACCCAUGCCGUAA